Molecule: messenger RNA, 1035 nt
Organism: Dioscorea cayenensis subsp. rotundata (Guinea yam)
Lineage: Eukaryota; Viridiplantae; Streptophyta; Magnoliopsida; Dioscoreales; Dioscoreaceae
Product: heavy metal-associated isoprenylated plant protein 28-like
Exons: 4
Coding region: 41-850 (269 amino acids)
Molecular function (GO): metal ion binding
Source: RefSeq, a predicted model, not a curated record
AUGAAUAUGCAUUCAGUUAUUCUAUGAAUAUGCAUUUGCUAUGGCCAUGGGCAGGGAAGCUGACGCCACUGUGCAUCUCUGUUACAUUCCAGUUUUCUCUCUUCUUGAGCUGAUACUUGUUUUGUGUGUCUAUUUUUUUUAUAGAUCCCUGAAGUUCAGAUACAAAGUACAAGCUUUGAAUGAAGAGCCAAGUGACAGAAUAAGGACAAGAGGAGGACCCAUUAAGCUUGCUACCAGAAUUCCAAUCCCCUCCCAAAGAUCCCAAAAGCUCUCUUGGACCCGUCAACCGGUGCUUCCUUUCCUCAGGGAUAUGGCCUUGAACUGUGAGCUCUAUACCACCUCAUCAUCAACACCAACACUCUUCCUUGUAUCUUGUUAUCACUUCCUUUAUGAAAGCAAGCAAAAGAAGAUCAUGCCCUCAUUCUAUUCCAUACAUCAUAGACCCACUUUGUUUUUUUCUCUCUCUCUCUCUAUAUGUCAUCCUUUCUCUUCUUUUUUGCCAUUUGCUUCCUCUGCUUUUAUAUAUACUUGCUGUAUACCUUCUCAUUCAUUCUCUUCCAAGUCCUAUGCUUUCUUCUUCUCCAUGGAGAGUGUUGAGCUGAGGGUUGAAAUGGUGGCAAUACAUGAGAAAAGACUAAGAAAAUGCUUGUCCAAAAUAAGAGGAAUUGAGAAGGUUGAAGUGGAGGCUAGCAUUCAAAAGGUGGUGGUCACUGGAUAUGCACACAAGAGCAAGAUCUUAAAGGCAUUGAGAAGGGUUGGACUUAGAGCUGAGUUUUGGUCUGCCCAAAAUGAGAUCCUCCAUGCUUAUGCCAGUGGAAGUUUCAGAAUCAAUAACUUCAGCUUCUUUUGACUAAAUAAAACAUCAACCAAAAAAAAAAAAAUCUCCUAUAUAUUGUUUUUAUAUGUUUGUUUCUUUGUUCUUUUGUUCCUUUUUCUUUUAUGUGUUUAACUGUUUUUCUUUGUGUUUAAGAACAAGCAUAAACCUGUAAGUGAAUAUGGAAGUCUUUUUCUUUUAUUUUUGUGAGUGGGUUAUUG